Molecule: messenger RNA, 1212 nt
Organism: Diorhabda carinulata
Lineage: Eukaryota; Metazoa; Arthropoda; Insecta; Coleoptera; Chrysomelidae
Gene: Arglu1
Product: UPF0430 protein CG31712
Exons: 5
Coding region: 176-943 (255 amino acids)
Cellular component (GO): mitochondrion; nucleoplasm
Molecular function (GO): cadherin binding
Source: RefSeq, a predicted model, not a curated record
CACACUUUGACAUCAGUCACAAAAUGGCAUUUGUAGAAUAUUAUAAUUGAUAGUAAUAAUCUGAAUAUUCCAUUUAAUGUUAAUUAGUUGAUAUCAAUAUUUAAACUAAAAUCAGUGUCUUGUGUAAUUUACAAUUUUCACCUAUUGAAAGACUAAAUAUAUCAAAUAAUAAAAAAUGGGUAGGUCCAGAUCGCGUAGUCGUUCGCCAAGAAAAUAUCAUAAAAGUAAGCAUCAUAAAAGAAGUAAAUCAAGGGAAAAAAGCUCUAGUAAUUAUAAAAAUGAUCGAUUGGAGAAAGACAAAGUGAAAGAUAGGAGCCUUAAAUCACGUAAACGUUCAGAUUCCAUUUCAUCUACCUCCAGUAGUGACCUUUCAGAUGAAGUAACUAGAAUUGACAGAUACUCUAGCAAAAAGCACAAGUUACGAAAAAUGGAUGAAGUGGAAAGAUUAGCAGAAAUGGAACGACAACGAAGACAAAGAGAGGCAGAACAGAGAUUAAUUGAAGAAGAAACUGCUAAAAGAAUAGAAGAAUUAGUGAAAAAAAGAGUAGAAGAAGAAUUAGAUAAAAGGAAAGAUGAGAUUGAGAGAGAAGUAACCAAAAGAGUAGAAGAAGCAAAACGAAUAAUGGAAAAAGAAAUGAUGGAGGAUUUGGAGAAGAGACGAGAGAAAUUGAAAGAAGAAGAGAAACGACGGGAGGAAGAAGAAAGGAAAAAGCAAGAAAUGGUCGAGAAGAUUCUUGAAGAGAAUCAAAGAAAAAUCGAAGAAGCUCAGAAAAAAUUGGCCGAAGAAAGGUUAGCGAUGGUUGAAGAACAACGUAAAAUCGACGAAGAGAGACAGAGACUAAGGAAGGAACAAGAAAAAAGGACGAAAGAAGAACAGAAAAAAAUCUUGGGAAAGAAUAAUUCCAGACCGAAGUUGUCUUUUUCCUUAAAACCGGUUUUAUAGCCAGUGAUAUAGCUAAUACGAUGCCACAUUUUUGUGAAUUCUUCAGAACAAUUAUUUUAAAAGACUAAUGACACUCCAGGAUGAUCUGUAACCGUAUAAUCAUAUUGGCAGAGGCCAAGUUACAGGGGAAAGAAGAAUCUGGCAUCUAAUUAAGUUUGUAAGACCACGUAAUUCAAUAUGGCGUUUGUGGGAAAGCAGUUUCGAGUUGGUCAUUAAGAUUGUAGAUGUUUUUGUUCAUAUUUCGAGUUAAUAUGAAGUAUUUUUAAUUU